UCUCGCGUCUCCCCCCAGAGAUGAUGCAGCAGGACGAGUCAAACUCGCCAGUCUCCCCCGCCGACGACAGCUUGAGCAACAGCGAAGAGGAGCCGGACCGCCAGCAGCUGCCCAGCGCCAAGAGGGGGGGCCGCAAGCGCCGCUCCAGCCGGCGCAGCGCCGGGGGCGCCGUCGGGGCCGCGGACGAGCCCUGCAGCCCGGCGCAAGGCAAGCGGGGCAAGAAGUGCGGGGCGGGCGCGGGAGGCGGCGGCGGCGGCGGCAGCAGCAGCGGCGGCGGCAGCCCGCAGUCCUACGAGGAGCUGCAGACCCAGCGGGUCAUGGCCAACGUGCGGGAGAGGCAGCGCACGCAGUCCCUGAACGAAGCUUUCGCCGCGCUGCGGAAGAUCAUCCCCACGCUGCCCUCGGACAAGCUGAGCAAGAUCCAGACCCUCAAACUGGCGGCCAGGUACAUCGACUUCCUCUACCAGGUCUUACAGAGCGACGAGCUGGACUCCAAGAUGGCAAGCUGCAGCUAUGUGGCCCACGAGCGGCUCAGCUACGCCUUCUCGGUGUGGAGAAUGGAGGGCGCCUGGUCCAUGUCCGCAUCCCACUAGCAGGCGGCUUUCUCCCCCACGCAUCCCCCCGGCAGGAGCCCUAGAUUGCAUUGUUCCCACAGAAGGAGAAAAUGGACAAUCUAGAGACUCUGAAGUUGGAUACCGUGUUGUGGUGUUGUUGUUCUUGUCUUAAAAAAAAAAAAAAAAUGUGCCAAGAAUUUCUUGGAAAUUAAAAGAGCAGCAUCCAAAGUGAAAGCAGGGCGUGGGGAGCACUUAAGGAAAGUGAAAGAGCCGAGGGCUUGGACAGUGCCUAUCCGGUGGGCGUCGGUACAAUCCACACAUCUCUGCAUUCUGAUAGAAGU
Molecule: messenger RNA, 895 nt
Organism: Centrocercus urophasianus (Greater sage-grouse)
Lineage: Eukaryota; Metazoa; Chordata; Aves; Galliformes; Phasianidae
Gene: TWIST1
Product: twist family bHLH transcription factor 1
Exons: 2
Coding region: 21-593 (190 amino acids)
Biological process (GO): developmental process; regulation of transcription by RNA polymerase II
Molecular function (GO): DNA-binding transcription factor activity, RNA polymerase II-specific; RNA polymerase II transcription regulatory region sequence-specific DNA binding; protein dimerization activity
Source: RefSeq, a predicted model, not a curated record